Lathyrus oleraceus (garden pea) is the source of this 1576-nucleotide messenger RNA. Its product is annotated as probable fructokinase-7. Gene Ontology annotation, biological process: fructose metabolic process. The record is from RefSeq and is a predicted model, not a curated record. Lineage: Eukaryota; Viridiplantae; Streptophyta; Magnoliopsida; Fabales; Fabaceae. The transcript is spliced from 7 exons. Gene Ontology annotation, cellular component: cytosol. Bases 226 to 1251 code for a protein of 341 amino acids. Gene Ontology annotation, molecular function: fructokinase activity.
CAGCUUUUACGUUUCCAACUUCAUCACAUGGUGUAGAAUCUUCCCCUUUCAAGACAAAAUUACAAAUUUCCAUGCUCUGAAAAUUAUCUCAUUUUUCUCUCACUCGCAUUGUAUAGCAUUGCAUGAUCCUUUCCUUCUCCGUGUAAACUCUAAACUAUUAUACUACGUUUGCAAUUUCAAUUCGAGACUCUGUUUCUUGGUUCCAAAUUCAAUCCCUUUGCUCAAAUGGCUCAAUUUACCCCCUCAGGUAAAUCUGAUGAUUGCGUGACGGAAGGAUGCGAUGAAACAAGUGGACUGGUUGUUUGUUUUGGUGAGUUGUUGAUAGAUUUCGUGCCAACGGUGGGUGGAGUGUCUCUAGCUGAAGCGCCUGCUUUCAAGAAAGCUCCUGGGGGUGCUCCUGCGAAUGUUGCAGUUGGCAUCUCUAGGUUGGGGGGUUCGUCUGCAUUUAUAGGCAAGGUUGGAGCAGAUGAAUUUGGUUAUAUGUUAGCCGAUAUUUUAAAGCAAAAUAAGGUUGAUACAUCUGGCAUGCGGUAUGAUUCUGUUGCAAGAACUGCAUUGGCUUUUGUUACACUUAGAGCUGACGGCGAGCGGGAGUUCUUGUUUUUCCGAAAUCCCAGUGCUGAUAUGCUUCUGCGUGAGUCCGAGCUUGAUUACAACCUCAUUGAGAAGGCUAAAAUAUUCCAUUAUGGUUCCAUCAGUUUGAUUGACGAGCCAAUCAAAUCAGCUCAUCUUGCUGCCUUGAGAAUUGCUAGAGACUCUGAUUGCAUUCUCUCGUAUGACCCGAAUUUGAGAUUAGCACUAUGGCCGUCAGCCGAGGCUGCUCGUGAUGGUAUAAUGAGCAUAUGGGAUCUAGCCGAUGUCAUAAAGGUCAGCGAAGAUGAGAUUACUUUUUUGACUGGCAGUGAUGAUCCUUACGACGAUAAUGUUGUAUUAAACAAGCUUUUUCAUCCUAAUCUCAAGCUUCUAAUUGUUACCGAAGGGUCAGAGGGUUGUAGAUAUUACACCAAGGAUUUUAAGGGAAAAGUCGGAGGUGUAAAAGUUAAACCCGUUGACACAACUGGUGCUGGCGACGCGUUUGUUAGUGGGAUUCUCUAUAAGAUAGCUUCUGACCCAAGUAUUUUCAAGGACGAGAAACGUCUCCAAAAAGCGCUAUAUUUCGCCAAUGUAUGUGGGGCAAUCACGGUGACAGAUAGAGGGGCAAUUCCUGCACUACCUACAAAAGAUGCUGUCAUGCAGUUCAAUGCAAAAUAGCAACACUAUUAACAGUUCUUCUGUUAUAAAAUGUAGUGUUUGUUUUUUAAGCUAUAGUUUGGGUAACGCUGAGCUUGUUUUGUAUCAUUGUUGUUGAUGCUGUAUUUUUUCUGUUAUAUAAUAAGUUCAAUUUGAGUUGCUGUCACAAGCUAUGGCUUAUAGUUAUACAUAGCAGCUGAGCACACAGAUUAGGGUUCAGAAUCAGAUUAAGAUCUGUGAUAAAUCAAAUGUGUACAAUAUAGAAAAUUGAAGAAAUGAUAAAUAUCUUUGUUCUUUUUUGUAAAAUACACAGAUUUGGAUAAUGAUAUGAAGUUCACAUGAAUCA